AUGGAUAGUAUUGCGGGUCCUUCACGUACAAGAAAAAGGAAGUUUGUAAUGAAUUAUGCUGAAAACGACAGUGAUUUGGAAAGAGAAUUAUUCGCCGAAAGUGACAGUGACGAAAUUUAUUAUCCUGACUAUGAUGAAGAGGAGUUAUCGUCGGAGGAUGAUUGUCAGCCGCCUACGUCAUAUUCUGUAACUGAUAUCAGUUUACGUAGCCCUGUACAAAAACUGCCACGGUCCUCACCCUCGCAAUCGCCACCUCAUCAUCACGAUGAUGAUCAGAAACCUGAUAAACCCUCUGCUGAAGAGUCUACUUCUGACUGGACUUCUGAAGGUGAUAUGAGACAAUUUAAUUUUACAAAAACUAAUCGGUUUCUUGGAGAAAUCAAUGGAACAGAGCCAACUGAUUUUUUUGACUUUUUUUCGACCAACAGUUUCUUACUAUGA
Parnassius apollo (apollo) is the source of this 441-nucleotide messenger RNA. Lineage: Eukaryota; Metazoa; Arthropoda; Insecta; Lepidoptera; Papilionidae. The record is from the annotation of a GenBank genome assembly.